GUGUUUGCCAAUGAAGUGAACGCUCACCGGGAUCGGAUCAUCGAGCUGGAUCAAACUGGGAACCAGCUGAAGUUUCUCAGUCAGAAGCAGGAUGUGGUAUUGAUCAAGAACUUGCUGGUGAGCGUCCAGUCUCGCUGGGAGAAGGUCGUCCAGCGCUCGGUGGAGCGGGGACGGGCUCUUGAUGAUGCCAGGAAGCGAGCCAAGCAGUUCCAUGAAGCCUGGAAGAAACUGAUUGAUUGGCUGGAGGAUGCAGAGAAUCACCUGGACUCGGAGCUGGAGAUUUCCAAUGAUCCUGACAAAAUCAAGCUUCAGCUCUCCAAACACAAGGAGUUCCAGAAGACUCUGGGGGGGAAGCAGCCUGUCUACGACACCACCAUCAGAACAGGCAGAGCCCUCAAGGAGAAGGCCUUGCUUCCAGAUGACACCCAAAAGCUGGACAAUUUACUGGGAGAAGUCCGGGAUAAGUGGGACACGGUGUGUGGCAAAUCUGUGGAGAGGCAGCACAAGCUGGAAGAAGCCCUCUUGUUCUCUGGCCAGUUCAUGGAUGCUCUGCAGGCCUUGGUGGACUGGCUCUACAAGGUGGAACCCCAGCUAGCUGAAGACCAGCCUGUCCACGGUGACCUGGAUCUGGUCAUGAACCUGAUGGAUGCUCACAAGGUCUUCCAGAAGGAGCUGGGGAAGCGGACAGGGACAGUGCAGGUGCUGAAGCGCUCGGGUCGGGAGCUCAUCGAGAACAGCCGGGAUGACACGACCUGGGUGAAGGUGCAGCUGCAGGAGCUGAGCAACCGCUGGGACACGGUGUGCAAGCUGUCUGUGUCCAAGCAAACCCGCCUGGAACAGGCCUUGAAGCAGGCAGAGGAGUUCAGGACGGCCGUGCACGUGCUGCUGGAGUGGCUCUCGGAGGCAGAGCAGUCCCUGCGCUUUCGGGGAGCGCUUCCCGACGACGCCGAGGCACUGCAGACCCUCAUCGACACCCACAAGGAGUUCAUGAAGAAAGUGGAGGAGAAAAGAGCGGACGUGAACGCGGCGGUGGGCAUGGGCGAGGUGAUCCUGGCCGCCUGCCAUCCCGACUGCAUCACCACCAUCAAACACUGGAUCACCAUCAUCCGAGCCAGGUUCGAGGAGGUUCUCACGUGGGCGAAGCAGCACCAGCAGAGGCUGGAGUCAGCCCUUUCUGAGCUGGUGGCAAAUGCAGAGCUGCUGGAAGAGCUCCUGGCUUGGAUCCAGUGGGCUGAGACAACCCUGAUCCAGCGGGACCAGGAGCCCAUGCCACAAAACAUUGAUCAGGUCAAAGGCCUCAUCUCUGAACACCAGUCCUUUAUGGAGGAGAUGACACGGAAGCAGCCGGACGUGGACAGGGUGACGAAGACAUACAAGAGGAAGGCUACUGAGCCCCCCCACGGGCCCUUUGGUGACAAGUCCCGCAGCAGCAGAAAAUCCUUGAGUCAGGCUGCGCCUCCCAGUAUGCCCAUCAUCUCCCAGUCAGAAACAAAGAACCCCAGGAUAAACCAGCUCUCGGGGCGCUGGCAGCAGGUCUGGCUCCUGGCCCUGGAGCGCCAGCGGAAGCUCAACGAUGCCCUGGACAGACUGGAGGAGCAGCUAUGCCCAGAAUUGAAGGAGUUUGCAAACUUCGACUUCGACGUCUGGAGGAAGAAGUACAUGCGCUGGAUGAACCACAAGAAGUCCCGUGUCAUGGACUUCUUCCGGCGCAUCGACAAGGACCAGGACGGGAAGAUCACCCGGCAGGAGUUUAUCGACGGCAUCCUGGCCUCCAAAUUCCCCACCACGAAGCUGGAGAUGACGGCGGUGGCCGAUAUCUUUGACCGUGAUGGUGACGGCUACAUCGACUACUAUGAGUUUGUGGCUGCUCUCCAUCCCAACAAGGAUGCCUACCGCCCCACCACUGAUGCUGACAAGAUUGAAGAUGAGGUCACCAGGCAAGUGGCCCAGUGCAAGUGUGCCAAGAGAUUUCAAGUGGAGCAGAUCGGCGAGAACAAAUACCGG
Messenger RNA from Merops nubicus (carmine bee-eater), 2004 nucleotides. RefSeq names its product microtubule-actin cross-linking factor 1-like. Gene Ontology annotation, biological process: intermediate filament cytoskeleton organization; regulation of focal adhesion assembly; regulation of microtubule-based process. The annotation marks the transcript as partial. The record is from RefSeq and is a predicted model, not a curated record. The transcript is spliced from 14 exons. Gene Ontology annotation, cellular component: cytoplasm; membrane; intermediate filament. NCBI's taxonomy places the organism in Eukaryota, Metazoa, Chordata, Aves, Coraciiformes, Meropidae. Gene Ontology annotation, molecular function: cadherin binding; microtubule binding; structural molecule activity.